This is a messenger RNA of Mangifera indica (mango), 1519 nucleotides long. RefSeq names its product probable serine/threonine-protein kinase WNK11. Gene Ontology annotation, cellular component: cytoplasm. The record is from RefSeq and is a predicted model, not a curated record. Gene Ontology annotation, molecular function: ATP binding; protein serine/threonine kinase activity. Lineage: Eukaryota; Viridiplantae; Streptophyta; Magnoliopsida; Sapindales; Anacardiaceae. The coding region runs from base 152 to 1051 and encodes 299 amino acids. Gene Ontology annotation, biological process: intracellular signal transduction; protein phosphorylation. The transcript has 3 exons.
CAGUCUACCCCUCUCGAAUUCAUUUUCUUCUCAAAACAGACCUUAAGCUCUGCGUUAUCAAAACAAACUCAAAUUUAACUCCAAAACCUCUUACAAUACAAACAACACCGAGUUGACGCUCCGUUUCGUUUCGUGGUUUCGCAAUUUUAAGAUGCCAGCUGCAGAUCCCAGUAUGUCUGAUAAAGACGGAGAGCCAUUUGUGGAGGUUGAUCCUACUGGUCGGUUUGGGCGGUACAGUGAUCUACUCGGUUCUGGUGCUGUGAAGAAGGUUUAUAGGGCAUUUGAUCAGGAGGAAGGUAUAGAGGUGGCCUGGAAUCAGGUGCGGUUGAGAAAUUUUAAUGAAGAUCCAGUGCUCAUCAAUCGGCUUCACUCAGAAGUUAAAUUGCUGAGAACAUUGAAGAACAAGUAUAUCAUUGUUUGUUACAGUGUUUGGUUGGAUGAUGAGCAUAACACAUUGAAUUUUAUCACUGAGGUGUGCACAUCAGGAAACCUGAGAACUUACAGGAAGAAGCAUCGCCAUGUAUCAAUAAAGGCCUUGAAGAAGUGGUCGAAGCAGUUACUCGAAGGAUUGGAGUAUCUCCAUACACAUGAACCAUGCAUUAUACACCGCGAUCUCAAUUGCAGUAAUAUCUUCAUCAAUGGAAAUGUUGGCCAGGUGAAAAUUGGUGAUCUGGGCCUUGCUGCAAUAGUGGGAAGGAGUCAUGUAGCGCAUUCAAUCAUAGGGACACCAGAGUACAUGGCACCUGAACUGUACGAGGAAGAUUACACUGAGAUGGUGGACAUCUACUCUUUUGGGCUGUGCCUCCUUGAGAUGGCGACAAUGGAGAUACCUUAUAGUGAAUGUGACAGUGUUGCCAAGAUAUACAAAAAGGUGACAUCUGGAGGUAAGCCCCAGGCCCUGAACAGGGUGAAAGAUCCAGAGGUGAAGACAUUCAUAGAGAAGUGUAUUGCAAAGCCAAGGGCCAGACCAUCAGCCUCUGAACUACUCAAAGACCCCUUCUUCUCCGAGUUGACCGAUGAUGAUGAUGCUGAGACUGACCCAACUACUUGAUCACUUAUCAAGCGAAGGUAAAUUCUAAAGACUAAAACUAGCAAGCAGCUUUCUUUCCUAAACCUAAAAGUUUCAAGAGUAUGUUUCUGGCCUACAUAACUUUCUAUUAUUGAUAUUUUCUCGUCGGCAUCUAGUCUGAGCAGUGCAGAAAUAGUAGAUUGGUAGUAUUGUCUCUGUUCACUGUUGUUGAUAUGAAGUCAUGAUAUCAGGUUCAAAUCAUCGGAAGAAAUUCAAUGGGCCUAACCAGUAGUAGGAUUUGAAGUUGGAAAAUAAAUAAAUAAUUAAUUAAUUAAAUGUAUCUCCACAGCUGUAGGGGAAUGUAUUGCUUGGGUUGUAAGCACGUAAGCUGUGCUGUAGUUCAUACGCACCUCCAAGCCCGCUGUCCAUACAUUCGCGUGUACCUAUGUAAAUGUGCAUAUAUUAUAUGAUAAUAGGUUUAUGGUUGAAUAUCAACCGUUUAAGUUACCA